Molecule: messenger RNA, 824 nt
Organism: Cuscuta europaea
Lineage: Eukaryota; Viridiplantae; Streptophyta; Magnoliopsida; Solanales; Convolvulaceae
Source: the annotation of a GenBank genome assembly
CCUCGGGAAGCUGGAUGACGAAGCCCUCGAGUCCAAAAUCCUCCGGUCCUCUCUUACCGCUUGCAUAGCCCUCGGCGAACACGCCAGGAGAUUCGACGAAUGGCGCCUCCAGAGGGCGCAACAGGAAGAGUCCCUCAAGAAGCUCAUCCACGAUAACGCUGAGGCCAUGAGGCAGAUGGCUCAACUGGAGAGGGACCUCCAGCAGGCGAGGGCGGAAGCAGAGAGAGCCUCCCGGGAGAGGGUGGAGAUAGAGAAGGCGGCUGCCGAGGCUGCGAAGAAGGCCCUUGAAGAUUCCGAGGCCGCCAAAGCAGAGGCCGCCACUGCUGCAGUUGCUGCCUUCAUGACCGAGGGCUGGAAGGCCGAAGGCCAUAAAGACUGGGUGGCCUCGGUCAUGGAUAGUUCUGCCGAGGGGUGGGUGAAGGGCCCCGGGGCGAUGUGGCUAGCCCGAAAGGGCGAAGAUUACUACGCCGAGGGGGAGUUCUUCACCCAGGCCCUGAUCUACAGGAGGCUCGCCCGACACCUGAAGAUAGAGUCAACGGCCUUCAACCCGGCGGCGUACGGUCUCCCCCCCUCCAGCCUGAUAUCAGAGUCCUCCUCCCCGAGGGCGUCGAGAGGCCGGAACUGGAGGAUUCGGAACUCCUGAAAGAGGUCGAGGGCGAUGAAGCAGAGGCUGAUGCGGAGGUCAUCUCGAAGCUUGCGGAAGAAGCGGCCCCCGGGAAUAACGUUGUUUGAUGUGUAAUUUGUACUCAGUAUUUUGAACUCUUUGUAAUAGUCACACUAGUAUGUUUUCGGCCUCGGCCACCUUUGUAACAAUUACAUUUACC